AUUUUCAAACUUUCAACACCUGUUUUCGUUUGGAGAUGAGAGAAGUUCGAACUGAGGUAUGUAUGAGAUUUUCGUUUCAGCUUAAAAAGCGGAUUUGUAUUUCGCCUCUUUUCCAAGUACAAUAUAUACCUUAUUACACUUGUCAUUGCUAAGAACACAGGUUAUGUUGAAAUACCAAGGAAAUAAUACUAAUUCUUGAAGAAUUAGAACAGGCUAUCAAAGAAAGUGAAACAAGACUGAUGAUACUAGACUUUUUUGCGGAUUGGUGUGGGCCUUGCAAAAGAGUCGCUCCAGAACUGGACAAAAUUUGUGAAGAAUGGGAAGAUGUUUUAUUCAUAAAAUUAAAUGUAGAUGAGUUGGAGUCUGCAGCCGAAACGUAUGCUAUAGCUGCAAUGCCUACAUUUAUUGCAUUCAAAGGCGGCGAAAAAGUGGACGAAGUUGUUGGUGCGAAUUUAGACAAACUGAGAGAGAUGAUUGAAAAGUAUAAGUAAAUAAACCACGGGGGCUAAUGAAAAAAUCAUUUCACCGAACAUUUUUCUGUAUUACGAUUAGUCAUAUAUUGCACUUAGUUACUAUUAUAUGUAAAAGAUAUUUAUGAAUUGAGCGACAUUUAACAUUUCAUUAAUUAAAAUUGAUGAUAAAUUUCUGUUAACACAUAUAUGAGAAGCGAUACUUUAGUUUUCAUUAAAUAUGUUCACUAAACAAAUAUUAUAUUUCACUACAGCUGA
Schistosoma haematobium is the source of this 728-nucleotide messenger RNA. Its product is annotated as Thioredoxin-2. The transcript is spliced from 3 exons. The record is from RefSeq and is a predicted model, not a curated record. Gene Ontology annotation, molecular function: protein-disulfide reductase activity. NCBI's taxonomy places the organism in Eukaryota, Metazoa, Platyhelminthes, Trematoda, Strigeidida, Schistosomatidae. Bases 240 to 491 code for a protein of 83 amino acids.